Molecule: messenger RNA, 6031 nt
Organism: Epinephelus fuscoguttatus (brown-marbled grouper)
Lineage: Eukaryota; Metazoa; Chordata; Actinopteri; Perciformes; Serranidae
Product: synaptopodin-2
Exons: 5
Coding region: 82-4545 (1487 amino acids)
Biological process (GO): positive regulation of actin filament bundle assembly
Cellular component (GO): Z disc; nucleus; actin cytoskeleton
Molecular function (GO): actin binding
Source: RefSeq, a predicted model, not a curated record
UGGUUUUUGCAAAGUGCUGUUGGUCCGGCUGACAGCUCGAUGUUCGCGCUGUGGAGGUUUGGCUGAGGAGCUGUGCGCAGCAUGGGCACCGGGGAUUACAUCUGCGUUACGCUGCGUGGUGGUGCACCCUGGGGAUUCACUCUGAGAGAGGGAGAGGGGGACACCUACAGACCCUUUUUGGUCUCCAAGGUAGACGAAGACGGUCGCGCCUUCCAAGCUGGAGUGCGGGAAGGUGAUGAGGUGGUAUCACUCAACGGAGAGCCAUGUGCUGAUCUCACCCUCCUACGGGCCUUUGCGCUCAUCGACACAUCGAUCGACUGUCUGCAGCUGCUUGUCAAAAGAUACUGCACCACUCCCUCAGAAGAAUCAGAGGAGACAUACUGUGGUGAGAGGGAUGCCUCUGGUGAGGCUUUAGAAAGCACCACCCUCCACAUCUUCUCCCCAAAGCACAGGUCCCAAAUCCCAAGGGAACUCUACAUAUCUGAGUCCCAGGAUGAGGCCUGCUAUGGGGAAUUGGACAAUAAGUUACCCAAGGGACCCCAGCUGCUCUACACCGAGCUACACGUUCCCUCAUCUGGUGAUCAGAGAAGCCGAGAGCUUGUUUAUAAGCAAAAUGAUGAAGGAACACAGCGGUGCUUCUCGCCUGGGGACAUGGUGGAGCUCCAGGUGUCCCUGUCUGAGCAAAGCUUGGACGAUAUGGGCUGCAGCGCCCUCGGGAGUGCUCAUGGGAUAGAGGGGGAACUCUCAAACAGAGAGGUGGCCGAGACGAUUUACACCGCCACCGCGUCACACCACGUACCGCGUCCUGUCAGAGAGCCGCUCGGCCAGCAUGGAGUGGUGCUCAGCUCCCCUUCGAUGCUGAGGCAGGUGGAGGUCAUUCUGCAGCAGCCGGCAGCAUCAGGAGCAGGGAGGGGCAUCCUGAGUGUGGGUGGCUCCAGGGUCAGUGGAAGUGUUGGAUCCCAAAGUGAAGGAGAAGAAGGAGGAGGGCACAGUGAGGGAGUUCCUGGGUCUUUCACGGUCUCAUUUGGAAUUCCAUCAGAAGAGGUGACACCAGCUGAGGAGCAGGACUCUGACUCUGAGGGGGAUCAAGACAAACCCAACAAGCACAGGGCAAGACACGCCAGGCUCAGGCGCAGUGAGAGUCUGUCCGAGAAGCAGGUGAAGGAAGCCAAGUCCAAAUGUAAACGUAUUGCCCUCCUUCUUACGGCUGCUCCGCCCAACCCCAACAACAAGGGGGUGUUGAUGUUCAAGAAACAUCGGCAAAGGGCCAAGAAAUACACACUUGUGAGCUACGGCACAGGAGAAGACGAACCAGAGUUCAGUGACGAAGACGAGGAAAACGAAGACGACAAAGAAGAAACCCACACUGUUGAAUUUACCCUUGUGGCUCCAGACGGUUCUGAAAUAGACAAGCAUUUCCUCACUAAUGCCCAUAGUAGAAAAGGUGUGCUAACUAUCAACUUGGACAGGGGUCUCCUUGAGAUUGAGAGGAACCUUAACAACCAAAAAGAGAUGGAAUGUUUGCCUGAAACCAAGGGCAAAGGUGCCGUAAUGUUUGCCCAACGGCGUCAGAGGAUGGAUGAGAUUGCUGCUGAACAUGAGGAGCUUAGGCGUCAGGGGAUUCCUGUAGAGGCAGUGCAGACUGCUGAAAAGAAGAUGGAAGAGCACUCCUACAUGCAGUCCACAACAGAAAGCCAUGCUUACAUGGAUGUAAAUAUGCACCAACAAAGCCAACAACAACCAUACCAGCAGUAUCAGGAACAGCAGUACUAUGAGCAACAGCAGAACUACCAACAGCAACAAUAUCAACAACAAUAUCAGCAACAACAGUAUGAACAACAGCAUUAUCAACAACAGCAAGCGUAUCAGCAGCAGCAGCAGCAGCAAGAAUAUCAUCAAGCGCAACAGCAAAUGCAGCACUAUGCUACAAACAUCAAUGGCACAGUCCAACAUCAAACAAGUGAGAUGCAGAGUUCUUUCAGCAAUCGUACUGCAAAGCCUUUCUCGGCAGACAACAUGGUGGCUUAUUCUCCCGCAAUGAGUGGGACCAAUCAAGAUUCUGCAGGGCAAGGAGAGCAGAUAGCUUCCCGUGAUGAGCGCAUUUCCACCCCCGCAAGUCGGACUGGCCUUUUGACAGAUGCAAAGAGGAGGAAUGCUGGCAAGCCUAUGUUCACGUUUAAGGAAGCACCAAAAGUGUCUCCUAACCCAGCACUGCUAAAUCUCCUCAACAGAAGUGACAAGAAGGGGUUUGAGUCAGGACCUGAGGAAGACUACCUUAGCCUUGGGGCUGAGGCUUGUAAUUUCCUGCAGUCUCAAGGAGUUAAACACAAGACUCCUCCACCAGUGGCUCCAAAACCUGUGAUCAACCCCAUCUCUCCUCCUUGGUCCCCACAGAUAGAAAUGACCAACCAGGACAUGCCUCAACAAGCUGAAAAUAGUGUGUCCACACCUGCUGUAGCCCCCACCACAGAGGCUACUCCUGCUCCAGAACUAGAGCCAACCCCUGCACCUGCCCCUGAGCCCUCUCCCCCUCCUACCCCCCAGGAGGCUCUUGCCAGCACCACCACAGAGGAACAGCGCACAUGGACUCUUCCGGAGCCUGAACCUCAACAGCAGCCUCUGCAAAUGACAGCGCAGGAGGAAAAUGGUCACAUGAAUUCGACCCUGCAGCCUGAGCCUGAGCCUGCUCCUGUGACUAGCUGGGCUCCAGCACAAACACAAGUUCAGCAACAACCAUCUACCGAUUCUUGGCACCCAGCUCAAGUGCAGCCCCAGGAACCACCUCCAAGUCAGUCACCACCACAGCCACCUUGGGUGACACGUCAACCUGCUCAGACCCAAGCACAGCCUCAACCUCCCACCAGUACUUGGGCCCCUCAAAUUCAGCCAUCCUGGGCCCAGCCUCAAGGGCAACAACAGGUUCAGCCACCCUGGACACACUCUCACGAGCAACCAAAUCUGCAGCAAAUGCAACCAACUUGGGGUCAACCUCAAGAACCAGUGGAGCAGCAGCCCCAAGCCCCAUGGGCACAGCCAUCACAAACAGACUCUCAGCAUCAACCACCAUGGGUGCAACAACCCCAGCAGAAGCCCCAAGCACAACCUCCUUGGGUUCAGCAGGUUCAGCCAGAAUCCCAGCCACAGCCAACAUGGGCUCAGCAACCACAGCAUCAGGCCCCACAACAAGCAUGGCCACAGGCACAAGCACCAGGUCAGCCUCAACCCCCUUGGGUCUCAGCUCAGGCUCAACAGCAACCUUCAAUUAAUGCAUGGCCUCCAUCACAAACUCAAGCCCAAGUUCAGCCACCUUGGAUCCAAGCAGCUCCAGCUCAACCUCCAGCGCAGCCUCCAGCCGUUUUGAAUCCAUGGCAGCCAGUACCUGCCCAGCACCCCAUGAAUUCUUGGGCCCAAGAGCAAAAUCAGGCCCAACAUCAACCACCUUGGGCUCAACCAGCUCCACCCCAGCCCACACCACAACCAAACUGGCAACAGUCCACUCCAAAGACUCCACCACAACCACCAAUGAAUACAUGGCCUCCACCUCAGGCACAACCGCAGACACCUGUGAAUGCCUGGGCACCACAGUCACAACAAACACCCAUUUCCACAUCAAUGGUGAACACUCGUCCUUCUCCAAAACCUUGGCAACCACCACAGCAGACCCCCCAAAACCGGACCCCUCCACCUCCACCACAGCGAAUGCACUCUUUCACCAUUCGUCAACGAGUUUCAUCACCCAUCAACCCAAUGGCAACUGUCUUAAACCCAGCAUCCCAAGGUUCAUCUUUCGAGAUGCCAGCCGUUCGAGGGAAAGGAGCUGAUAUGUUCGCCAAGAGGCAGUCUCGUAUGGAGAAAUUUGUUGUGGACUCUGAGACUGUGCAAGCAAACAAGGCAAGCCGGUCAACAUCACCAACUGCUUCCUUACCGAAUGAGUGGAAAUAUACACCAAAUGCACUUGGCAGGAGCUACUCGCUUUCCCCACCAGCCAGAGUACCAUCAACGGGCCAGAAGUCUGUUUCGGCUUCAUCUUCCCCCAAGCCUCUGGCUAAGGCCUCCACAACUACCCCAGUAAGACAGACACCCUGGCUAGAGAAAGGCCGCAAACCCCUUCAGCCCUGGGAGGCCGCCUCUCGGCAUCCCCUGGGCCUGGUGGAUGAAGCCUUUGCUUUCCAGAGCCUCCAGCAAAGCCUCGCCACAAAUGUCCGCUUGGCAGCCCAGCGCAAAAUGCUGCCCGAGCCGCCAGCAGAGUGGAAGGCCAGGGUGUCUUAUGAAGCCCCACAGAAAACAGGCAGCCAGACUUGGAGCCAAAGCCGGAGUCAGAGUCGAGCUCCUCUGCCGACAUUCGGGUCCCUGACAAGGAGCAGUGUCUCGACCCCUGCCGAUCGUGCUGGUUACAGCUCCCUGCCCAGACAGUGGCAGCCUCAGAGGUCAGUUACACAGGCAAACCGGGGGCCCUCGGUGUCCCCUUCUGAGUUUAAGAGGCCCUCGGAAAAACAAACUUACAAGUCUGUGUACACCAGCAACACUUGGAGUUGGAGGCAGUAGGACACAACUCGACCUGUCUGACCUUUGAUGAGUAAGAUCGCAAGUUUCACUGAUUCAGUAACACAUUCAAGUGCAGUUUCUUUUUAACUCAUCACUAUCUAAAAGAAUAACAUUUUUACAUUUCUGCUUUUUUUGCUGUCGAAUAUUUAGUAUGAAAAGUUUUAGAUGGAAUUUUUGCAUGCCGUAAUCAAAUGUGAAAAGAGACGAUUACUCUAACAAUAUGUGGAGACUUAAAAGUGAUUUCUGUAACAUUAAACUGACAGCUUUGUAGUUUGGUAAAUACACUGAAGUGGCUUGUAGAUGAGGCAGUGAGUAUGUUGUUUGGAUAUAAUGAGUGCAAAUGGACGUGUCGAGUAUAAAAUACGUGGAAAGAUUUGAGUGAUUGUAAAGUAACAGUACAUCUGGAGAAAACUAACUUGACUGUUCAGUUAGGAUUUCAGAAUAUAGUAAACAGGUAAUUAUGGUGUCCUCAGAAAAGAGAUAUGUAAGGAUGCUAAGAGGGAGGAAGACACAGUGACCCCACCAUUCUUGAAUUGUUUUGAGCGUAUGGAUUUGCCAUGCAUCCUGGUGGAUGUACGUAUUUAGCAUGCAGUGAUUGCACACUUUUUUUUUUUUUUGCUGGCUUUGUUUGAUUUUUCAAUCCAUGAAACUUGAGAAUGAUUACAUUUGCAGUGUUUUCCAGAUCAGCAAAUCAUUUUAGUGUCCGAAUCCAAUUAGCGAUGCAUUAGAAGUCGGGCUUAAAACUUGGGGGAAAGGUUAGCGCUAUAACUCAGCAUGUUGUGUGUGUGGACAUGUGGUUGCGUAAGCUCCAGUAAGUGAGAUUAAUUCACUUAUUUUCCAGGUGCAUUUUAAUUAGUGCAUUAGCAUUUGGCCAUAAGACGAUGAGAUGAGAUGAGAGAGCUGAAAAUGGGGCAUCUGUGCUACCGAUAGAGGUUUUCAAAACUCUUUUCUUUGGGCACCUUUAAAUUGGCACAUGCCAGUUGUUGUUGGGAGUGACCUGAUGAGUCCUAAUUAUGACUACAAUAAAAGAUUGUUUAGUUUAUGAUAGAUUUACUGGCACUGGGAGAAUUGCUUACAGUAUGUUAGUGGUUUGUGUGUUUGGUUUGGACUUUUGCUGUAGACUCCAAAGAUUAAACUUAGCUUGGUGUUUCCACAGAGUGUACAUAAUGUCCCAAUGUGAUUCCCACCGAGCAGUCUCAUAAACAUAAACAGGAUUUAUCACACAGCAUUGUGUCGUGCCUCGACUGACUCACUCAGCAUCCUGACAUACUGUAGUGUAUCUGUGAUAAUUACACUGUAUUGCUUCCAUUCAAACAACGCUUAUUAUGAUCGUAAUGCAACACCAGUAAUCAAUUUCUGUUCCAAACUAUUUCAGAUAUGGAUUCACAUAAAAGCAUUUUGCAAAAUAAAUACAACCAGAUAGCACUAUUUCACAAAUUGCACUGUGUGUUUGUGCUCUUUGCUCUCUAUUCCAAGCAUGAAACAC